AUGGGUAUCUCAAAAUUCAAAAUCACAAAAACUCAACGCCAGCAGCCAAUUGCACUCUGCACCAUUCAAAGUAGUCCCGACACAAGUAACACUCCAAAAAUCACUGAUACCAAAGGGUAUUUCAUGGUUGCCCCCCUUUGCACCGCUCCUGAUUUGUAUUCCGUGCUGCUGCCAUGCAUCACACCCUCGGCAUUCAAGCAGUACAUGACCCUCUUCGUCUCCGCCGAAGAGGACGACCGACAAACCGCAGUGCAAGGAUCAGGGUCUUCGUAA
Messenger RNA from Penicillium brevicompactum, 273 nucleotides. RefSeq lists its product as uncharacterized. Bases 1 to 273 code for a protein of 90 amino acids. The record is from RefSeq and is a predicted model, not a curated record. The transcript has a single exon. Lineage: Eukaryota; Fungi; Ascomycota; Eurotiomycetes; Eurotiales; Aspergillaceae.